Gossypium raimondii (Peruvian cotton) is the source of this 516-nucleotide messenger RNA. Its product is annotated as 1-aminocyclopropane-1-carboxylate oxidase homolog. NCBI's taxonomy places the organism in Eukaryota, Viridiplantae, Streptophyta, Magnoliopsida, Malvales, Malvaceae. The coding region runs from base 1 to 516 and encodes 171 amino acids. The record is from RefSeq and is a predicted model, not a curated record. The transcript has a single exon.
AUGGAGACCUUUAAUGGCGUUGACAAAUAUGACUAUGCAAAAGAGCUGAAGGAAUUCGUUGACACAAAAGCUGGAGUGAAAGGGCUUGUGGAUUCCGGACUUGCAAAGAUUCCUAGAAUAUUCAUCAGGCCGGAAGAGGAUCAAUCAUCUUUACAAACCACUUGUACCACUCAUCUCCAGGUUCCUGUAAUCGACUUGAAUGGCUUAGAGAGUGGGCAGCGAAUCCAGAUUGUCAACAACAUACGCCAAGCAGCUCAAACAUGGGGUUGCUUCCUUGUCAUCAACAAUGGGUUCCCAGUUUCCUUGCAAGAAACUAUAUUGGACAGAGCACGCCAGUUCCACGAGCAACCCCAGGAGGUGAAAGCACCAUGGUACUCACUGGAUGCCCAAAGAAGGGUCAGGUUCUACAGCAAUGGAUAUUUCAGUGCAUCGACCUCGGCACAAUGGAGGGACAUUUUAACCUUUUUCCAUGUUGAAGAGCUUCAGAAAGAACAAAUCCCUCAAGUUUGCAGGUAG